Messenger RNA from Syngnathus acus (greater pipefish), 2268 nucleotides. Its product is annotated as 5-hydroxytryptamine receptor 3A-like. Gene Ontology annotation, biological process: chemical synaptic transmission; monoatomic ion transmembrane transport; regulation of membrane potential. NCBI's taxonomy places the organism in Eukaryota, Metazoa, Chordata, Actinopteri, Syngnathiformes, Syngnathidae. The transcript is spliced from 8 exons. Gene Ontology annotation, molecular function: transmembrane signaling receptor activity; extracellular ligand-gated monoatomic ion channel activity; neurotransmitter receptor activity. The record is from RefSeq and is a predicted model, not a curated record. The coding region runs from base 457 to 1740 and encodes 427 amino acids. Gene Ontology annotation, cellular component: neuron projection; membrane; synapse.
GAGGCUUUGCCUCAUGUGCGUGUCGAUUUUCCUCGUUUGGGAGCGUAAAACGAGACCGUCAAUGCAAAUGUCAACGGGAAAAGCGCUUUAUUUACACAUGACGGUUCAGCGAGCCGGUUUGUCAAAGUCAACGCAAGUAGAAUGACACGCAAGCGCCGAAUGACAGGUCUAAGAAUUGACCGCAAAGUCUUUGUCGGGCCUUCGUGACUGGAGGACCAGGCUUCGUCGGGCAUUGUGCGGCAGAAAGACAAACAGCAGCUGGCGCAAUGAGGGCGGCAGUUGUUUGAACAGUGGAAUGGCGCAAGUGCAGUGGCGCCUAUUGUGCGCGCGCGCCUAUUGUGGCUGCCACCGCCGCGCUUCGGUGUCAGCCACCGCUCGCCUAUUUAAGAGUCUGGAACGCCAGAAGACGACCAAUGGGUCGGACGUGGCAAGCGCUUGAUUGUGACUCGGCUCGCCAUGCAAGCGCAAGACGGCCGCGCUCUGUGGAGGGCGGCGCUUCUAUGGACGCUUCUCUGCGGAGGAGGCGCCAGUGAUAACUGCACCAGCCGCCGAUGUCUGGCCAACGAUCUGGUCAACAGAAAACUAAUAACUCAGCCACAGAGUGAAGAUUGCUCUGAGUACAUCUACGUGUCAUCCAUCGAGUAUCAGACCAUCAAAGUUGACACAAAGAACCUCCGUCUCGGCUGCCGUUUACAGGCGACAAUUGUAAGCAACGAGACGCGUGGUUCUAAAUGGAGUGACGACGAGCCAAUAGUCAGGUCGGCCGUUAACACGGAUCGCACCCGCAGGAAUGGACAGAUUACGAUUUGUACUGGGACCCGUCCGUUUACCCCUAUGAGGAGCAUAUCGUCAAGCACGCAGAACAGGUUCCGCGACCUGAUUGUGUUCAGCAACGGCACCCUGCGCCACCGUGUGGUGAUGGCGGCUGAGGUCAACUGCGAGUUCAACCUCUUCAACUACCCUUUUGCUGAGGACGGAUGUCCCGUGGUCAUCCAGACCUGGUCUUCCCAAGGAUGCGGCACCUUCAUGGAGAUCGGCGAGGUGGAGGUGUAUGAUGGCAGCCACGGCGACUGGGAAACCUUGGGCGCUUACCUGGAAUCGCCAUCCGAUGAACAAUUCUAUAUCUUGGUGAUCUUGAAGCUCCGGCAGCAGAAUCCCUUCAUCACGCUAAUGCUUCCUAGCAUUCUGCUCAUCCUGGCCGACAUGGUGAGCUUCGCCCUGCCGCUGGACUGCGGCGAGCGCAAUUCCUUCAAGGUCACGCUGGUGCUCAGCUUCACUAUGUUCCUGCUCAUCCUCAACGACCAGCUGCCCGGUGACAGCGAGUGCACUCCCGUCAUAAAGAACCACUUUUGCGUGUGCCUGGUCUUGCUGGUGGUGAGCAUGCUGGUGUCCAUGGUCCUGACACGGGUGGCCAAGGACGGAGGCCUCAUCUUCUGCUGCUCCUCCGGAAGAGCCAAAGCUGGUGACGGGCAGAGGAGGGCUGACCAGGAUGACAAAGCGGACGUGAGUGUCAUCCGGCUGGACAACUCAGAGGAACAGCAGAUGCACAGAAGGUUGAUGGACUUCCUGGAUGCCAUCAAAGCCAAGGAAGCGGAGUGCGAGCGCAACAAGGCGCUCGCAGACAGGAUUGACAAAACCUUUUUCUGGUUCUAUUUCAUUCUGGGCACGCUGUACUUUUGCGCUAUGAUUGUGGUGAUGGUGAAAUACAAAUGCGAAGUGGACCACUUGGAUUUCUGGUAAAAGCCAGUGGUGCCAAGUAACUGAGCACGAGUUCACUAUGUCGAUCGACUUUUCGGGUGUCUGUACUUGAGACGUUUUGACUACUUACAGUUCAAAUCUGUGCUUUCUUCUCCUGAUUUUAUCAAUGCGAAGUCGCUUCCGUUUGUCAACAUCUGCCGACGUGGCGGUAGAUAGAGAGACCGUCGUAAAACACACGACAGCUGGAAUGCAAAUUCAUUGACAAAUUUGGAGAAGCUAAAUCUUUGGCUGACUGAACUGUUGCGGAAACGGAAUCGGUGCUUCGACUCUUUCCUGCCUUUAUUUCACACAAGUAUCUAAACUUGCACUUCAGAACAGAGCGUGAGCACUUUUGCCACCUCAUCAUGAGUACCUAUUGAGCUAACCUCAAAUGCAUGAAGACUUUGAUAGACCUGAUACACUACAACUAUAACCUCACUGCACAUUUUAUUCCUUUGUGAAAAGUAUUGAUAUCUCCAGACUGAAACAAAAGUGAGAAAAAUAAACGUUCUGGGACAUUUCUGCAGGUUA